AUGAGUCCAACAACUUUAAGAGCAGGUAACGAUAACUUCAAUGAUUACCCACCAAACAUGAGACGUCUCCCCGACGUGCAGAUCAUGUCUAUAUUAGGUCGGUUGGUCCAGGCCCUUAUCUGUGUGUUUGGUGUGUUUGGAGAAGAAGUGAAGUCAGUGUCAGUGAUGGAGGGAGAUUCUGUUACUCUACACACUAAUAUUACUGAAAUACAGAAAGAUGAUCAGAUAGUGUGGCAGUCUGAAUCUAAAGGGACUCAUAUAGCUGAAAUCUUUACACAGAGGAUCUUCAGUAAAUCUGACAGACUGAAGCUGGACAAUCUGACUGGAUCUCUCACCAUCACAAACAUCACAAUCACACACUCUGGACUUUAUAAACUACAGAUCAUCAGUAACAGAGGAACUUCAUACAAGAGAUUUAAUGUUACUGUCUAUGGUCCUUUACCCGUUGUUGUCAUCAUCAGAAACUCUUCACAAUGUUCAUCAUCAUCAAGCUCAAAAUGUGUGUUGUUGUGUUCAGUGUUGAAUGUGAGAGAUGUGAGUCUGUCCUGGUAUAAAGGAAACAGUUUAUUAUCCAGCAUCAGUGUGUCUGAUCUCAACAUCAGACUCUCUCUAUCUCUGGAGGUUGAAUAUCAGGAUACAAACACAUACAGAUGUGUACUCAACAAUACCAUCACAAACCAAACUCAACAUCUCAACAUCACUCAUCUCUGUCAGAUGUGUUCAGAAUAA
Misgurnus anguillicaudatus (oriental weatherfish) is the source of this 729-nucleotide messenger RNA. Lineage: Eukaryota; Metazoa; Chordata; Actinopteri; Cypriniformes; Cobitidae. The record is from RefSeq and is a predicted model, not a curated record.